UUUUUUAACUUUUCUGUGCUCAAUAGGACUUCAGAGAUGGCCAAACGCAAGAGGGACGAGGUGGCUAAAGAGCUUCAGCAGGCACAACCGUCGAAGAUUGCCAAAUCAACGAAAUCAAAGGGACCUUCGUCCUCCGAACAAACCGACAGUGCCGCCAUAACGUUGCAGAUAGUUACUGGUUCAUAUGAGCGAAUCCUACAUGGAUUUACGGCAUCAGUUCCUUCAACCUGCUAUUCCGAUGGUCUCAAGAAGUCUUCAGAUGAUGGAUCACCCGUUCAAUUCGUGGAUACCUUUCUAUUCGAGGCCCAUGCCUCUGCGAUCAAGUGCUUAGCCCUGUCCCCGUUGCCCAAAGCAGAUUCUACAGAGCCUCCGAAAGUCAUAUUGGCUAGUGGCGGUACAGAUGAACGCAUCAACCUUUAUUCGCUGUCUGCGGCGCCUCCUACAGUGAGCGAGCACUAUCCCACGGUCCCUACACUCGCCGGCAACAAAAUCCUGGAGAAUCCUAAAAACAGAGAACUCGGAGCUUUGCUACACCAUUCUGCGCCUAUCACCUCUCUUAGUUUUCCUUCACGAUCGAAGUUAUUGGCAGCUGCAGAGGAUAACACCAUCUCUGUUAGUAGAACUCGUGACUUGACUGUUGUUUCUACGAUUAAAGCUCCUCAUCCCAAGGUUCAAGGCAGACCUAGUGGUGAUACCGCUCCUCCUGGAGGCUCUCCAUCUGGCAUCAAUGAUUUUGCCGUACACCCGAGUAUGAAGCUGAUGCUAAGUGUUGGGAAAGGAGAGAGGUGUAUGCGGCUCUGGAACUUGGUUACGGGAAAGAAGGCUGGGGUACUGAACUUUGACAGGGAGAUCUUGCAAAGUGUGAAGGAGGGCCGGUGGAGCACUGGCGAAGGAAGAAAAAUUGUUUGGAAUGCAGCGGGAGAAGAGUUCGCUGUGGCAUUCGAAUGGGGAGCAGUACUUUUUGGCAUUGAUUCAACGCCGAUCUGCAGGGUCUUCCCAGGACCGCGAAGCAAGUUGCAUGAAAUAAAGUACACAUCAGUGGGCGAUGAGGAACUAUUUGCAGUGUCGACGGAAGAUGGCAGAGUCAUAUUCUACUCAACUAGGAACGUACGGAAAGCGGACGACGGUGACGAUUCGUCGAUUCCAUACGCCGAGCCAGUUGCUCAAUUUGGUGGCAAAUCUCAAGGAUACCCAGGGAGGGUGAAGAGCUUUGAGUUGUUAAAUUUGAAGGGCCAGCCGGGAAUCAAUGAUGAUGACUUUGCUGUAGUUACAGCAAAUAGCGAGGGUGUGGUGCGUGUUUGGCAGUUGCUUGGUGCCCAGUUGCGCAAUGCUAUUGCGAAGAAGUCUAGUGACACAAAGGAUAUCCAAGUGGGCAAGCUUUUGAGCUCUUACGAGACAGGAAACCGAAUAACCUGUCUGAAGGCAUUCGUCAUGAUGCCUUCUGAAGAGUGCACCCCAGAGGAUUUUGAGUCAUCCGAUGGAGAAAGUGAGGAUGUAUUAAGUAGCGAGGAAAGUGAUGCUGAUUAGGGUCAGCACUCCGAAUACUACUGACGAUUUCGUUGUA
This is a messenger RNA of Aspergillus nidulans FGSC A4, 1564 nucleotides long. Its product is annotated as putative 60S ribosome biogenesis protein Mak11. The coding region runs from base 37 to 1527 and encodes 496 amino acids. NCBI's taxonomy places the organism in Eukaryota, Fungi, Ascomycota, Eurotiomycetes, Eurotiales, Aspergillaceae. The transcript is spliced from 2 exons. The record is from RefSeq and is a predicted model, not a curated record.